AUGUUGGAAGAACUGCCUAGAGAGUCUCCAUCCCUGGAGCUGCGCAAAACCCAAGUGGGCACAGCAACCUGUUCUUGGCCUUUCUCUGAGCGGGAGGUUAGAGGAAUCAUUAGCAGAGUGACAGCAUCAGUGAAAAACAUUGUACCAGGAUGGUUGCAGAAGUAUUUCAAUAGAAGUGAAGAUGAAUGUGUAGAUGCAAAUGAAUCUACAGACCAGGAAGAGAAUCCAGUAAACUAUCACCAUGAUUAUGCAAAUGAAGAUACCAUCGUGAUUGAUGGGAGAGUCACGCCUGAAACAGCAAGAAUUAAUUUAGAAGAACCAUCCACAAGUAGAUCUGCAUUGAACUACUCAGAUGUGUUAACAAGGCCCUCUCUUCAUCGAAGCCAUUUGAACUGUACCAUGUUGGAUUCUACAGUACCACAUUGUCAGCCCUCUACAUCUUCUUCACUUGGCAUUGGAAGUCCUGGACUGUCUCUUGUAAGAGAAAUAAAAGAUUCUACCUCUCAGCAUGAUGAUGAUAACAUCUCAACAACCAGUGGCUUCUCCUCUAGAGCAUCUGAUAAAGAUAUCACAGUUUCAAAAAAUACUUCAGCACCACUGCUGUGGUCCACAGAAGCUGAAAGAUCUCAUUCCCUCUCACAACAUCCUGCAGCUAGCUCUAAAAAACCGGCGUUCAAUUUAUCUGCUUUUGGAUCUCCCUCUCCUUCACUUGGAAAUGCUUCUGUCUUUAAGACAAGCCAGCUUGGAGAUUCUCCAUUUUACCCUGGAAAGACCACUUACGGUGGUGCAGCUGCAGCAGCAAGGGAGACAAAAGCACGAAUUGCUCCUUAUCAGCCACCAGUAAGAAGACAAAUGAAAGCUAAACAAGCAAAUGUGCAAUCCUGUGGUGUGACAAGUUCCACAGCACGGCGCAUCUUGCAGUCAUUGGAGAAGAUGUCAAGUCCUUUGGCGCCUCUGGACAGGUGUGGGCUGAAUAUUACUACCUUCCAACCCAAGCGAAACCAGAUGGAAUCGCAGCUUCCACCUGUCCAGAAACUUGUGACACCAAAGGCAAUCUCUCUGUCAGGGAGUCGGACCCAGUACUUUAAACCAUCUCUGACUCCAGCUACUGAUUCCAGCAAAAUUCACCAGAGGGUAGAUACAAAGCACAAAGGCAUGAGAGAGAAGAGUUUUCCUACAGAACAGCGAGUAAACCCAUCUGAAAGUUUGACCUACCCCAAAUUCAGUACUCCUGCAUCCAACGGUCUGUCUUCAGGAGGAGUGGGUGGUGGUGGCAAGAUGAGAAGGGAAAGAGGAGUGCACUAUGUAUCAAAACCUGGACAAGAACAACAGGAGGUGGAAGAACCAGUACUACCGAAAGUACCCUUACCCAUCAGUACUGCAUCGCUGCCUUCGUUCAGCUUUAAUUUUCUUGCUACUAGUACUGUCUCAUCGUCACCAAACACUGUUUCAACAGGAGCAAUGAAGGUUGGGUUUACAUUUAGUGAUCCUGUUGCAAAAUCAGCAGAGCGUUCUGGGUCCAGUGACACACCAGUGACAUCCUUCCUUACUCUAGAUACCACCACUGUAAACAGCACCAGCAAUAAGAAGGAAAAAGAAGAAUACGAUGGCCCCUCCAAACCUGCAAAGUUCUUAAAGGAAGGAAGUGUGUUAGACAUUCUAAAAAGCCCUGGCUUUACCUCUGUGAAAACACACUCCCCUACAUCUGCGCAGCCUGUUACAAGCACAGUGGUCUAUACAAGGCCUGCAAUAAGUAGUUUUUCUGCAGGUAAAGACACCUCUAAACAAGCAUCCUCGUUUUGGCAGUCUGACACCUAUGACCCAUGUCUGCAAAACAAAACCAUGGAUAGCAAAUGUGUAACAUGUGAAGCUGCUAAAGUGUCAACAAUUGAGAGUACGAAACAGACAAUAAGCUCAAGUCAAUGUGUUGCCUCUAAGGCAGCAGUUUCUACAGUGGGGACAUUAGGCUUUGAAGACAAAUUUAAAACAGCACCAAACACAUGGGAUUGUGAUACCUGUCUGGUCCAGAACAAACCUGAAGCUACUAAAUGUAUAGCAUGUGAGACACCAAAGCCCGGAACAGGAGUAAUGCCUGCCCUGACAUUGCCAGCAGUCACAGACAACACAGUGACAGUGACAUCCUCCUCCAGCAGCACUGACACAACAGUCACUCUGGGUUUUGGAGACAAGUUUAAGAAACCAAAAGGUUCUUGGGAUUGUGCGGUGUGCCUUGUAACAAAUAAGGCAGAAGACAGCAAAUGUGUAGCUUGUCAGUCCGAGAAACCAGGGAGUUCAGUGCCUGUGACUAGUAGCAGUGUUCCUGCAAUUUCUGCUGCUUCUGGCGGAUCUGGAGGAUUUCUGGAUUUGGAUAAGUUCAAAAAGCCUGAAGGAAGCUGGGAUUGUGAGGUCUGCUUGGUCCAAAACAAACCAGAAGCCACGAAAUGUGUAGCUUGUGAAAGUGCGAAGCCAGGCACCAAAGUAGAGCCCAAAGGCUUUGGUGUGGCUGCUGUGUCCACAAAUGCUGCAGUGCCAUCAUUUACAUUCGGUGUCCCAUCAUCAUCCUCCUCUGAAUCUUCUCAUACGUUAAGUAGCACAGGAAAUUUUAAAUUUGGAGAACAGGGGAACUUCAAGUUUGGCAUUGCAUCUGAGUCUGCAUCUUCCAACACUGUGACUGGGGGUUUUAAGUUUCCUACUGGUUCGGAUGGCUUCAAAUUUGGAGUUUCUUCCUCAGACUCUAAAUCAGAAGACAGUAAAAAAGAAAGCAAAAGUAACAGUUUUACUUUUGGAGUUCCAUCUACAAGCAGUCAGGCUCCUUCAACAUUUCAGUUUGGGACAGCAAGCCUGGGACAGCAGGAAAAGAAAGAGGAACCGGUUUUGAGAGGCUUUGGUUUUGGUACAAGUUCUGCUUCUUCCAUAGCUACCAAUGAGAAUAAAUCCGGGAUUGGUGGCUUCACUUUUGGAACUAUGGCAAAAAAGGAGGUAGCAUCACCUGCUUUUGCGUUUAAGAAGUCAGAUGAGAAAAAGGAUGAAACGCUUCCGACGAAAGGAUUCUCUUUUGGCAGUGUGGAGUCUGCACCUGCACCACAGUUCGUUUUGGGAAGGACAGAAGAGAAACAGGACGCUGUCACUCCUGCUGCUCCAUUAGCAUUUGGAAAGAAAGCUGACAGUGAUGAGUUAAAGACACAACCUGUCUUUUCCGCUGGGAUGGCUGAGCAUACCAAAGAGGAGAGCACAGCAAAACCUAUGUUCAAUUUUAGUUUUGUUAAACCAUCAGAGAAGGAAAGUGAGCAGGCAAAGCCGUCUUUUGCAUUUGGCGCACAAACCAGUACAUCAGAUCAAGGAGCAGCAAAGCCAUCCUUCAGCUUCUUGAGCUCUAGUUCCUCCAGCACAGUCGUACCCACCACUUCAGCCAACAGCAGCAGUGUGUUCGGCAGUGCCAUCUCCUCCUCAAAUCCUCAGCCAGUUCCCGCUCCCUUUGUGUUCGGGCAACCCAGCAACACUGUGAGCAGCUCUGUUUUUGGCAAUUCUUCAGAAUCUGCAGCCUCUCAGUCGUUUGGCUUCUCUCAAGAAAACAAACCAGCAACCACAUCUUCCAGCACUGGCACAGGUCUUACUUCGUUUCUCUUUGGCUCAGGAGCCAGCAGUACCAAUACAGCAAAUUCAGGUUUUAACUUCGGAGCCACAACCACAUCGAGUUCAACAGGGUCGUCCUCUUCGUUUCUCUUUGGCUCUGGGCCUGCAGCACCAGCUGCUGGCCCAGCAUUUGGCACCAGUCAGCCACCAGCAUUUGGCCAGAGCCAAGGGUCCGGCCAGCCAAGCGCUCCAAGUUUUGGAUCCCUGUCGACAAUGUUGUUUUCAGCUGGCGCUCAGCCUGCUCCUCCUGCCUUCGGCUCUGCGACAAGCAGCACUCAGCCCUCUGUGUUCGGACAGCAAGUGGCGCAGCAGCCGGGUUUUGGCUCUGCUACCCCCAGUGCUGGUUCUGUAUUCCAGUUUGGAAGUAAUACUUCUAAUUUCAACUUCCCAAGUAACCCAGGAGUAUUUACUUUUGGUGUGAAUCCUCCGGUACCAGCAGCACCGGCACAGCCUUCUGGCUUGUCAGGAUUUCCGUUGAGCCAGGCUCCAGCUUUUACAGUGGGGACUAACGGGAAAAACAUUUUCUCUGCCUCCGGAUCUUCAGUUCCUGGUCGGAAGAUAAAGACUGCAGUUAGACGUAGAAAAUAA
This is a messenger RNA of Neopsephotus bourkii (Bourke's parrot), 4221 nucleotides long. RefSeq names its product nuclear pore complex protein Nup153-like. Gene Ontology annotation, biological process: RNA export from nucleus; protein import into nucleus. Gene Ontology annotation, cellular component: nuclear pore. The coding region runs from base 1 to 4221 and encodes 1406 amino acids. NCBI's taxonomy places the organism in Eukaryota, Metazoa, Chordata, Aves, Psittaciformes, Psittacidae. Gene Ontology annotation, molecular function: structural constituent of nuclear pore. The transcript is spliced from 20 exons. The record is from RefSeq and is a predicted model, not a curated record.